UAAAAUGGCAUGGGAUCUUCUUGCUAUUGAUUUCAAAUCUCUGCUAAGGUUAUGUUUAGUCUUGUGGAAGGAGACUAAGUGAAAAUAUUGCACUUAUGAACAAUGUAAAGGCUAGAGAGAAUCAGUUCUACCAUGACAGAUUCCCCUCCACUAAAUAAAACCCAACCUUUUUAUAAAAGAUAUUUUUCCUUCUUGUAUUUUCCAGCCUUAUCCAUAAGCGAUGCAUCUUUCAGAAGUAAUGAAUCAUCGUGGAUGUCAUUUGCUUCCUUUCAUAUUCGACACAAGACUCACAUCCAACUACAAUUUCAGCCUCUUUCUGCAGAUGGUAUCCUUUUUUAUACUGCCCAGCACCUUAGCCCUCGAUCAGGUGACUUUCUAUGUAUAUCCUUAGUAAAUGGAUUUGUACAACUACGCUACAGCCUUGGCGACAAGAUAGUCAUCUUACAGUCUCUUCAAAACGUAUGUACAAAUGGAAGUACAUGGCAUUUCCUUAAAGCAGGAAGAAUAGGUAAUGAAGGUUACCUGGAACUGGAUGGCAUCAACAUUACCCGGAAAGCCAGUGCUGGAAUGACUGCCCUCGACAUAAACACAGAUUUCUAUGUCGGAGGAGUGUCAUCCUUAAAUCUUGUCAAUUCAAUGGCAAUAGAGAAUGAACCUAUAGGUUUCAGUGGGUGUAUACGAGAAAUUAUUAUAAACCACAGAGAACUAAAACUCACCGAGGCAGACCCUAAAGAUGGUUCCAAUGUAGGUGACUGUGAUGGAACUGUCUGCGGGUACACAGUGUGCAAAAAUAAUGGUAAAUGUCAAGUUCAAAACUCAGGCUUUUCUUGCUUUUGUCCUCAACCCUGGACAGGGAACACGUGUGAACAAUCUGUUUACUGUUCACAUAAUGGUUGUCUGCACCAGGCUCUGUGUAUUCCUGAUCCCAUUUUAUUUUCAUACAGUUGUGCAUGUACACUAGGAUGGUCGGGUAGAUACUGUGACAAUGAAAUCUCAUUUUCUACUGCAAAAUUUGCAGGUAAUUCAUACAUCAAAUACAUGGAUCCUCAUUAUGGACAGAGAGACCUCAGAUUUACUAGUGUAUCUCUAAAUUUUACUACCAGUCAGAGUGAAGGCUUAAUUUUAUGGAUGGGAAAAGCUGAAAAUGAAGACAAUGAUUUCCUUGCAGUUGGUCUUACUAAUGGGACCUUAAAAGUUGUGGUUAAUCUUGGAGAGAAAAUCUCUGUCCCUUUAAUUCACAGUAAACAUUCCCUUUGUUGCAAGAGAUGGCAUUUUGUCACCAUAGCUCAAAAGCAGACUUCUGUUAAAGUGUACCUUGAUGAAUAUCUGGUUCUCUUUGAAGAUAUUGAUCCACAAAGAAAAUACAUUGCUCUAAACUAUGGAGGCAUUUGCUAUUUUGGUGGAUUUGAACUUGGCAGAAAAGUAAACACAGUCACUUCAGGGCUUUUUAGUCAGCAGCUAGUUGGUAAAAUUAAAGAUGUUGUACUCUUUCAAGAUUCUAAAACAAUCCAAUUAAUUAAGGCAGAAGGCUACAAUGUUUAUGAUGGAGAUAGGGAUUAA
Gopherus flavomarginatus (Mexican gopher tortoise) is the source of this 1560-nucleotide messenger RNA. It is a transcript of the gene EYS, whose product is annotated as eyes shut homolog. The record is from RefSeq and is a predicted model, not a curated record. The transcript has 2 exons. The coding region runs from base 133 to 1560 and encodes 475 amino acids. NCBI's taxonomy places the organism in Eukaryota, Metazoa, Chordata, Testudines, Testudinidae.